This is a messenger RNA of Mytilus californianus (California mussel), 2120 nucleotides long. RefSeq lists its product as uncharacterized. Gene Ontology annotation, molecular function: protein binding. The record is from RefSeq and is a predicted model, not a curated record. The coding region runs from base 142 to 1824 and encodes 560 amino acids. Gene Ontology annotation, biological process: cholesterol homeostasis; receptor-mediated endocytosis involved in cholesterol transport. Lineage: Eukaryota; Metazoa; Mollusca; Bivalvia; Mytilida; Mytilidae. The transcript is spliced from 13 exons. Gene Ontology annotation, cellular component: plasma membrane.
UUGUAACACAGUAGUCUAAAUGACGAGGACCUAUACUUACAUAUAGGAUAUUGUACCACAGUAGUCUAUAUGACGAGGACCUGUGCUAAUACGUUGGAUCUUUCAUACUUGGAAGGAUUUUAAUUAUUACAUGAUAAAACAAUGUUGCAUUCAGGACUAUCCAUUAUUCAGAUUGUUGUAGUUAUCCUGACAACAACUAAGAGUCUGGAGACUGGUUAUGAUAGAGGAGAAGCUGAUUGUGUUGAAAACCGUCAGAGUAUAAAGUCUCAUAUGGAGAAAGGAGACUAUGGUUAUAUUACCUCUGCCUCAUUCCCGGAUAACUACACAGCAGAAGACGGACAUUCCUGUAGCGUUGUCAUCAAAUCAUGCAGUACAUGUUAUAUAAAAAUAACUUUGGAAAAUGUAACAUUUCCUCGAUGCAUCUUUAAACAUUCCAAACAGAGACAAGUUUGUAUAGCAGGCUGUGAUCAUUUGCAAAUCCAUGAGGUGGACCCACCUUACAUCAGUGUGACAAGGAAGAAUUACUUUAGUUCUGAUGAAGGACAGAUCUAUAUUUCCCUCUCGUCUAAUGUACAGAUCAGGCAUUGCAUGUCAAAUAAAACCAGUGAUCAUGGUAAAAGGUUUCGUGUCAUCUACGAAAUUAUGGAGAAGCUGGAAACUAAGCAAGGCAUGGUAACAUCACCUUUCCCAACAAAGGAACCGAGUGGAUACAUCACGUCACCAAACUUUCCAGAUGGGUAUGCUCUAAAUGGCGAAACAUUUACAUAUACCUUACAAAAUCUAGAUCCUUAUGGACAUAUCAGAUUAGUGUUUGAUGACUGGGAAAUAGCCAGGGAAAGUGAAAUACAGAUGUAUGAUGGCCUGUAUGCCCCCAAACCUGCUGGUGUUUAUAGACGGAAUAGCCGUCCGGUAAUUGUAUCACAUUCCAGUACCAUUAUAGUCGUAUUUGUAACCGGCAAAAGUAACCAUAGAUGUUGUCAACCAAUCGGAUUCAAAGCCUCAUAUUUCUUUGUAGCAGAAAAGUUUUGGGCAGAUAAACCAAAUAACAAUUGCAGUUUAAAACUUGACAAGAAACCGGGAGGGGUUCUUGAAUUAAGUCAAGUAAUGAAAAUAAAGCCAGCGAUAUAUGACUGUAUAUGGAUAAUAAAGCGGCCCCAAGGACGAACGUCAGAUGGUAUUCUACUUCGAUUGGUGGAGAUCGUUAUGGGUCAAGGAUGGAUAAAGUAUGGUAACAACAGUUUGGAAAUGAGAAAUGGGGCUACUUCACUGGGAAAACUUAUUGUCUCUUUCUCUUCCAGUAACAUCAGCUAUGGAAUGUGGUUGAGCUCAACUGACACGGUCUAUAUCAGACUGCGAGGGGCAUUAGAACCCGAGGACAAACUUAAAUUUAUAUAUACAGUUGUUGACAAUGCUACAGACGCUGGAUGUUCCAAGCCUUCAGAUUACUUAUGUGGAAACCUGUGGUGCAUUGAUAAGAACUUAAUGUGCGACUCAGUUGACCAUUGUGGCGACAAUACAGACGAAACACCACAUCUGUUAUGCUCUAUGUCAGAUUUAUGGAACAGAUGGACUUUAAAAAAAGACAAAGGAGAUGUCAGUAACCCAAGUAAAGCUGUAUUGAUAAACCCUUGUCUCGACGGAUUUGAAUGUCAAAGUUAUGAUCAGUGUAUACCUCGGUCUAAUGUAUGUGAUGGCUACAUGGAUUGUGAAGAUAAAUCCGAUGAAAUAUUUUGUGAAUACUAUUUAAAUACAGCCCAUCCGGUUGCAAUUACAAAAGUAUACUAUUAUGCAGUUAUAAUAGUUUUAUGCAUUCUUCCAACCUAGAGACUAAGGAGCAUUAAAACGAUCAAAUAACAAACCAAAUAGGCGAACAUCUCUUGUAUUAUUCGCUCUAAAGAAAAGACCAAAAGACUAACUGCUCUAGAAUUACCGACCAGAAUAGGGCAAGAUGCAGAACGGUGAUUGGCCACUAGUUGUGAUAGAAAACUUGUUAUGCAGCAAACAGCUACAACUGUGAUAUUUGUUUAUUUUUCCUGUUUAGGUUCAGUGAGUGAAAACCAUCAAAUUGUUUAUAUGCAAAGUUUUUUUUAUAUUUAUUAAAAUUCGUUUCUUCAGAAAAA